AUGUUAGGUUUUGUCCAAGUUAUCUUGCUUUGUUUACCAAUUGCUUUGGGUGCAUCGUUGCUGAAUGCUGCUAUUAAGGUUGAAGAGGUCAGUAAUUCAGAGGGAUGGCCAUGGCCAAUCAUGCAACGUCCUUCAAAAGAAGGUGCAUCUGUCAUAUAUGACAGAUACAAUGGAGUGUACAUUAAAGGUAGAAAUGAAGACGGACUUGACGCUCGUGGUUCAUGCUAUGGUGCUAACUUUGGUGGUGCAUGCUGCAUUGGUAUCUACUGUUCUUACGAGGUAAUUAAUGAAUUACUGGAUAAAGAUGUGUCUACCGUAGGUGUUAAACACGAACAAUUCAGCUCUGAUAUUGAUCCUAACAAAGUUAGAAAGAUUGUGUUACACAGUGAUGGUACUACUGACAUUGAUUAUGUUGAUCAUGGGAACAUUGAUGCAGCUUGUAUUGGUAUUAGAGCAGGCUCUUGCUGUGUUGGCUUGUGCUGUGGUUGUUUGGAAGCAGUUGGAAAUAGUACUUCAGUGGCUACUUCUACAUAA
Candida dubliniensis CD36 is the source of this 534-nucleotide messenger RNA. RefSeq lists its product as uncharacterized. NCBI's taxonomy places the organism in Eukaryota, Fungi, Ascomycota, Pichiomycetes, Serinales, Debaryomycetaceae. The coding region runs from base 1 to 534 and encodes 177 amino acids. The transcript has a single exon. The record is from RefSeq and is a predicted model, not a curated record.